Messenger RNA from Sitodiplosis mosellana (orange wheat blossom midge), 585 nucleotides. RefSeq names its product chymotrypsin-2-like. The transcript has 5 exons. NCBI's taxonomy places the organism in Eukaryota, Metazoa, Arthropoda, Insecta, Diptera, Cecidomyiidae. Gene Ontology annotation, molecular function: serine-type endopeptidase activity. The record is from RefSeq and is a predicted model, not a curated record. Bases 1 to 585 code for a protein of 194 amino acids. Gene Ontology annotation, biological process: proteolysis.
AUGGGAUUUUUUGACUUAUACCAUUUUUGUGGCUGCGCAAUUAUAUCCGAUCGUUGGGUGGUUACGGCAGCGUAUUGCCUUCGUAAUAAUCCAAUAGAAGAACUGCGAAUAAGAGUUGGAUCGAAUGAGGCUAAUACGGGUGGCCAAGUGUUCAAUGUGGAAAAAGCAAUUCCACAUCCGUCAUACGAGAAAAAACGAAAUGAUAUUGGUUUGAUUCGUGUACAAGGGAAUAUCACAUUCAAUGAUAAAGUUAAAACAAUCCAGUUGGAAACUAACGAAGUUCCGUCUGGAACAGAGCUAUUGGUUACUGGUUGGGGAACAACUGAAACAGGCGAUCCAGACGAUCUGCAACAGCUCAGAGUAAAGGCUAUUUCAGAUGCAGAGUGUAAAAACGCAUGGAAUGUAACAGAUGAAAUUCUUUGCACAUUUACGAAACGUGGCGAAGGAAUGUGCAGGGCUGACUCCGGUGGGCCUCUCGUUCGAGGUGAUAAACUCAUUGGAUUAGUUAGCUUUGAUGUGCCCGAGGAGUUCCUGACGGUUUUACGAAAGUGUCCCACUUCAUCAGCUGGAUCGAAACAAUCGUGA